ACGACCUUCAGGAGUAGGAAAUAAAAAUGCCGAGACGGAGCAACAAGUGUUUGCUGCUGAAAGGUCCCAGGUCCGGGUCACAGGGGGAGCAGAGCCCCGGCCCACCUUCCUCCCAUCAUCCUGACAGGGGCUGACAGGAGAGAUCAAUACCCAGCCACCAAGAGAUCAAUAAUCUAUCAGGAGAUCAAUACCCAGCCACCAAGAGAUCAAUAAUCUAUCAGGAGAUCAAUACCCAGCCACCAAGAGAUCAAUAAUCUAUCAGGAGAUCAAUACCCAGCCACCAGGAGAUCAAUAAUCUAUCAGGAGAUCAAUGCCCAGCCACCAAGAGAUCAAUAAUCUAUCAGGAGAUCAAUACCCUGCCACCAGGAGAUUAAUAAUCUAUCAGGAGAUCAAUACCCAGCCACCAAGAGAUCAAUAAUCUAUCAGGAGAUCAAUACCCUUCCAGCAGGAGAUCAAUAAUCUAUCAGGAGAUCAAUACCCUGCCACCAGGAGAUUAAUAGUCUAUCAGGAGAUCAGCACCCUGACAGGAAAUCAAUAAUCUAUCAGGAGAUCAAUACCCUUCCAGCAGGAGAUCAAUAAUCUAUCAGGAGAUCCAUUACCAACCAGGAGAUCAAUACCCUGCCACCAGGAGAUCAAUCAUCUAUCAGGUGAUCAAUACCCAGCCAGGAGAUUAAUGGUCUAUCAGGAGAUCAGCAUCCUGACAGGAAAUCAAUAAUCUAUCAGGAGAUCAAUACCCAGUCAGUAGAUCAGUAAUCUAUCAGUAGAUCGAUACCCAGCAGGAGAUCCAUAACCUAUUAGACGAUCAAUACCCUGCCAAAAGAGCAAUCAUCUUUCAGGGGAGAUCAAUAACCUGCCCGGGGACCAGUACUCUAUCUGGGUAGCAAUACCUGGCCAGGAGAUCAAUAAUGGAGAGAGAGAUCGAUAUAGGGGAUCAGUGACCUGUGUGCUGGGUGUGCACUCACACUGAAUGACUGGAGCUGUCACUGUACUUGUUAUCUCACAAGAAGAGUAAAAGGUCAGUUUUCUAACUAACUAUAUGUGAGCUGUAUGGAGGUUAUAUGGAAGGUGUAUAUGCAAGGUGUAUAUGGAGGUAAUAUAGAGGCUGUAUGGUGGUUAUAUGGAGGCUGUGAUUGUGGGUUGUGUGGAGGCUGUAUGGAGGUUAUAUGGAGGCUGUAUGGUGGUUAUAUGGAGGCUGUAUGGUGGUUAUAUGGAGGCUGUAUGGUGGUUAUAUGGAGGCUGUAUGGAGGUUAUAUGGAGGCUGUAUGGUGGUUAUAUGGAGGCUGUGAUUGGGGUUAUAUGGAGGCUUAUAUGGUGGUUAUAUGGAGGCUGUAUGGUGGUUAUAUGGAGGCUGUAUGGAGGUUAUAUGGAGGCUGUAUGGAGGUUAUAUGGAGGCUGUAUGGUGGUUAUAUGGAGGCUGUAUGGAGGUUAUAUGGAGGCUGUAUGGAGGUUAUAUGGAGGCUGUAUGGUGGUUAUAUGGAGGCUGUAUGGUGGUUAUAUGGAGGCUGUAUGGUGGUUAUAUGGAGGCUGUAUGGAGGUUAUAUGGAGGCUGUAUGGUGGUUAUAUGGAGGCUGUAUGGAGGUUAUAUGGAGGCUGUAUGGUGGUUAUAUGGAGGCUGUAAGGUGGUUAUAUGGAGGCUGUAUGGAGGUUAUAUGGAGGCUGUAUGGAGGUUAUAUGGAGGCUGUAUGGAGGUUAUAUGGAGGCUGUAUGGUGGUUAUAUGGAGGCUGUAUGGAGGUUAUAUGGAGGCUGUAUGGUGGUUAUAUGGAGGCUGUAUGGUGGUUAUAUGGAGGCUGUAUGGUGGUUAUAUGGAGGCUGUAUGGAGGUUAUAUGGAGGCUGUAUGGAGGUUAUAUGGAGGCUGUAUGGAGGUUAUAUGGAGGCUGUAUGGUGGUUAUAUGGAGGCUGUAUGGAGGUUAUAUGGAGGCUGUAUGGAGGUUAUAUGGAGGCUGUAUGGUGGUUAUAUGGAGGCUGUAUGGUGGUUAUAUGGAGGCUGUAUGGAGGUUAUAUGGAGGCUGUAUGGUGGUUAUAUGGAGGCUGUAAGGUGGUUAUAUUGAGGAUGUAUGGAGGUUAUAUGGAGGCUGUAAGGAGGUUAUAUGGAGGCUGUAAGGUGGUUAUAUUGAGGCUGUAAGGAGGUUAUAUUGAGGCUGUAUGGAGGUUAUAUUGAGGAUGUAUGGAGGUUAUAUGCUGUGUGUUAGCCUGGGGUAGUUGUGUAUGCAUGUAAUAAAACUGUGUGUUAGCUGGAUGUCUGUCUGCAGUGUGCUGCAGGCUAAAUGUCUGUAACUGAGUGGAAUAUGUAUUAUCUUUGGCACACAUGCGGUAUUUCACUACAACCCACUGUUUAGUGAAUAAGCCCCAUUCUACCCAUGUCUUCUUACUGUCAGCAUCGAGCAGAUCUCUGGGUGACAUUACACAGAGCUGCCUUGUGUUAACUUGUGUUGAUCUGUUGCUAUGUGUUAGCAUUGUGUAGCUGACUGUUUGGACUUGGCAUUGUGUGUCAUACCUAGAUCAGCUACCAUGAUUCAGAUAAAUACAAUGUACCCAAUAUGCAGAAACACCCCAAACGUUCUAUUAAAGCUACAGACACACCCAUCGAAAUAAAAUACUAAUGCCAUGACUUUAUAACCAAUGCCAAGUCUCUGUGUCAGCUGUAAAAAUAAAGUAUUAGUGUGAAUAUUAGAUUUAAAUGCGAGGAUACAGACCAGACAAGGCUGCUGCAGAACCUCUUUGAAAUCUCUCCCAUCCUGUUGUUGAAAUGCCCAACUCUUUGCCAUUUUCCAAGAGGCUCUGCAGGAGCUGCGUCCUAUGAUUGACAGCUGCCCUGAAAGCAGUGUUCUUUGUGAUGACCAGGAGUGUAUUUUUUUUAUUAGUAAUCCUUGAUCUGAUUACCUGAAUGUGUGUCAUUGCCAUUUUAGGAGAGGAAUCCAGUGAAGGAAGGAGAGGAUCUCUGCAUGCAGCUAAUGUCUGGAUAAGAUUUUUGGGAUCUGUGACACCAGCCUCCCCCCCUCUCCCCCACCCCCCCUCCCUGCCAGCUCUGGAGAUGCCAGGGAAUGGGCACUGCCGCCCCAGCUCCUGCAGCUAUGCCGACUACCAGUCCCAGAAGCAAUGCAAGAACACUUCAUUCGCCUUCUACCAGGCGGUGAGGGACCAGCUGCCGGUGUGGGUGCUGGAGGACAUGCGGAUUAUGGAGGUGUUGCACUGGGAGGAGGGGGGCAAGGUGAGUGCCUACUCGCCCUCCGAGGCUCUGCUCUAUGCCCUAGUCCACGACCACCAGCCCUAUGCACGGUACCUGCUGAGCCAGUACCCCCAGGACGCCCUGGCCAUGCCCAGCAAGAACUUCAGCUGCUGCCAGUCCAGUGCCCCUCAUCUCACCAUGGCUGUACGGUACGACCGGCUGGAGAUCCUCCGCGGGAUCCUGCACACCUUGCGGGGCUUCCCUACCAGCCACCGGGCUGCUUACAUCAACCGCAGGGGGUGCCAGAGGGUGGAGGGGGGCAAGACCCCACUACACCUGGCCUGUGAGCUGCUCAGAGCCGAGUGCAUCGUCCUGCUGCUGGGGCAUGGUGCCUGUCUCUGGGGGCCGGACAGCUGCGGGUAUACUCCCCUGGACAUCCUGCUCCAACUCCUCAGGAGGGGGGAGCAGGACCUGGGGCUCAAACUGCAGUGUCUGGACUGCCUGCUGCUCUACCUGCCCCCUGGGCUGCCCUUUAAACUCAGGGACCAGCUGGUAGAGGAAGAGGGGCUCUGGCAGGGGCUCAUAGGGCUGGAUUUGUACAGAUGGCUCAUAGGUACCUCCCCUCCCUCCCUAUUUACAAUGUCCAUGCAAAAAGUCCUCAGGAGCCUCCCCCCAGACAGAUUCCCUGAUGCUCUGGAAGCCCUGCCUCUCCCUGAUUUCCUCAAACCACUGACCCUGAUAAAGAAAAAAGUGUAGAAAUGACUGUCUGGACUGAAUGCUGCUAUAAGGAUGGAGGUAUUACAUUAAAAUCUCAGAGAGCCACUGCUUGUGGGAUGAUAGAAGCAGACUGGGGAAUGUUUCCACAUUAGGAUUACGGAAACCGCAAGAAUGGGAGAGGGAUACCUAGGGAUCAUUUAUAAAGAGUGUUAGAUGGGCUACGAUCACCAUAGAAACCAAUAGUUUAUUGCCACUGACUGCAACAUAUUUAGUACUUUUGUUGGGCAACCAGUAUCUUAUAUAAAUCAUGCACACCUUUUAUAAUAUGAAUCAGAAGUCGGGAGCAAUCAAGACUACCAACAGGGCUAGUCGCUAAACUGAGAAUCUAGAGCAAUUUUCAUUUCAAAGGCAAUAUUGGAAGAAUUCCCCAAGUCAGCUAUACUUCUAGUUCCGCUACAUUGGUUUAAACUAUGAAAUUCACACUAUAAAGUCUAUAGAGCAGGGCUGAAAAUUGUAAGUCCAGGCCUUAAAAAUUGCUCACCACGGCAAGCCUUAACGGAGCAUGGCACGCUCAUCAUGGGUUAAUUUCUACUCACCAGGGCUAAAUUUUCACUAGCCAAUGGCAAGUGGCGAAUGAAAACGUUCAGCCCUAUGAUUUUUCCUGAUCUCCCAAAACACUGCCUGCUAGGCUAGCAGAGAACCCAUUCAUCUGAUAAUAGAAAGAUGGCAGAGUAGAAAGAUAGGUUUUGGUAAAUAUAGUCCACAAAUAUGUUUUCCUCAGGGAGCCUCCGUGCAAGUAAACAUGAUACAAUAGGAGUAAUUGCAAAAAAAUCCAAAGUUACAGUGCCCUUUAAAUGUUAGUGCAUUCUUGUUGCCUUAAGGUAGGGUGUAAUUGUACAUUCCUUGUCUAUCCAUCAUGACACAAGUGAUGAUUGAUCUAACCUUUACAUCUUCCAUUAACUGUUGAUCCACUAUUUCAGGAUAGGCAACCUUCAUGUUUUGGACUACAUCUCCCAUGAUGCUUUGUCAGCAUUGUGUGUAAGAGCAUUAGGGGGGAUGUAGUCCACAACACCUGGAGUGUCGAAGCUUGCCUAUCCCUGCACUAUGUAAAUAAAAUAGCUAGGUACAAAAAUAACAAUUAUGCAGAGAAAAAAAAGAAGGAAGUUUUGCAAUUUAUUAUCUUGCCAAGAAACAGAACAUUGCACUUUAAAAAGUACAUUAUAAGAUCAAGUCCUAACAGCGACUAAAUGUUGCAAGUCAAAAUAAUCGACCUCAUCACAGUGAUAAAGCAGUCUAGUUUUAUGUGUAAUAUUUGCAGACAUGGCUUAAAAGUCAAUCUUUGAAAACCAAUAUUUUUAUUGCAAUUUGUAACUUUUAUUUUGGUUCAGUGAUGUGACCUACAUUAUAAAUUUUGGGCCACCCCUUUGCUGGCUCCUUGAAUCGCUGCGUUGAUCAUUGGCACACACUGCGCGCACACACAAAAUGUGUCCAAAAUAAGCAGAUACAAGUCAAUGCGUCAGGAUUUAAUUUAAAUCAUGGACAUGAGACACAAAUGUACCCACAAAUCGGUCAGAGUUAUUUAAUACAAUUUGAAUUGUCAGAAAUGAAAAUAGACUUUAAGGCCAAAAUGGUCAAACUGGUAACAGUUGAUCAGGAGGGUUUUUCCAGUCUAUUUUAAAUUAAAUGUAAUUAGACACUUUACACCUUAGUGAAUGUCCUUGUGUUAAACAUAACAUUUUAGAGAACCAGUUUCAUGCAGGUUUGGGAAAAUUCUUCAACUCCAGUUUAUUUUAGCUUUAAUUUUGAUUUUGUUUUUAAAUUCUCACUAACAUUUCUGAUUCUUAUUUUUUGGGAAAUGCAGUCUAACAGCUGGAGGGGCAAAGGUUAGCCUAAUGUAUGGGUAGCCAAAAGUAGAUCCCCAUUGGUUGCAGAAUGACAAUCUCACAAUGAUUUGCCAUCUUUCUGACUGUACUUAGAGCUACAUAGGUUCUACCAUCUAUGGCAGAAUUUUUCUCAAUACAGUAACCAAGGCACAACCAAUGGCCAAGUCCCCAUUGGGAUAGAAUUGACAAAUGCCUAAAUACUCUUUUGAAACCACUAAUGUAGAGAAGAAUCUUUAUAACUAUCUAGUUUUUCGAAUGAUCACUUUUUGUAAACACAGAUGGAUCAAUAGUUUACUUUAAGAAAUCCAAGUCAUGUAUUUAUGUGCCUUAGCUUGGAGUUAUGUGAUUUGCCUUGGAGUUAAGUGCGUUAUGGAGACCUAGAUAUAUUCUCAAUCAGGUUUCACACAGUUUAAAGUUCAUGCCUUAUAUCUCACUGUCUGUCAUGUUUCCCAACGUAUUGUCAGUAUUUAAUUUUAUAAUACAGAGUUUCAUACACAGAACACACAAUGCAUCUAUUAUUGCCUCCCCUGACACAUAUUGGCUCUAUAUAAAGUCAUUCUGGAGCAAAGAUCUAAAAGAGGUAAUUGCUCCGUUUCUUUUAGAACUUUGCCCCACACUUUUUGUUUUUAUACAUAAUUGUUUUAUUUGGAAGAAAUCUCCAUAUAUUCCCAAAUAAUGUAAAACAGUGGUGGCAGAAUAAUGCAUUUCUAACUGGAACAAAGAUUAAAUAGGAUUUUCAGAGAUGAAAGUGUGACUCUCUAACCCUGGGGUCUGGUCCAACUUUGUAAAACACUCAUGUAAAAUGCCCAUGCCUAAUGUUUUAGAGGAGAUUAUAUUUGUUGUAUUUAAUCAUGUAUAUUUAUGAAUUGUGCCUGGAAUGCACUUUUAAUUGUGAAAAAUAAUAAAAAAUAAAAAAAUUAUUUUUU
Messenger RNA from Pelobates cultripes (western spadefoot toad), 6694 nucleotides. The record is from the annotation of a GenBank genome assembly. Lineage: Eukaryota; Metazoa; Chordata; Amphibia; Anura; Pelobatidae.